This is a messenger RNA of Cinclus cinclus, 1776 nucleotides long. It is a transcript of the gene LIMD1, whose product is annotated as LIM domain containing 1. Bases 1 to 1776 code for a protein of 591 amino acids. Gene Ontology annotation, biological process: cytoskeleton organization; regulation of DNA-templated transcription; positive regulation of miRNA-mediated gene silencing. The transcript has 8 exons. Gene Ontology annotation, molecular function: transcription corepressor activity. The record is from RefSeq and is a predicted model, not a curated record. NCBI's taxonomy places the organism in Eukaryota, Metazoa, Chordata, Aves, Passeriformes, Cinclidae. Gene Ontology annotation, cellular component: P-body; transcription regulator complex; nucleus.
AUGGACAAGUACGACGAUCUGGGUCUGGAAGCCAGCAAGUUCAUCGAGGAUCUCAACAUGUACGAGGCCUCCAAGGACGGUCUCUUUCGGGUGGAUAAAGCUGCCGGCAACAAUCCCGAGUUCGAGGAGACCAGGAGGGUGUUCGCCACCAAGAUGGCCAAGAUCCACCUCCAGCAGCAGCAGCAGCAGGAGGAGAUGCUGAUGGCCGCGAUGAACGGAGGGGCUGCCGCCUUCCAGCCCCCUCGUCCCAACCCGCCGCUGGUGCGGGAUUCGAAGCCGCCCCCCGGCGCCGAGGGGCCGCGAGCGAGGCCCUGUGAGGGAGGGGAGCGGUGCUUCGGAGAGAGCAGCGCACGUGCCGAGGCCCCAGGCAGCCAGGCCGGGCGCCGGGACUGGGAAGCAGAGCCCGACAGGAUCACCCGAGUGGGAGGCUCACAGCCUGGCACGGGACGCGGGGAGCAACAGGCUGGGAGCCCCAGCGACCCCCAGCCCUGCCACGGCAGGCAGGUGAACGGCGGCAAGGGCAGGCGAGGUGUCGGGGGCCAUGACCCGAUGGCAACCGGACAGAAAUCCUCCUUCUUUUCAAACGCUGGGACCCCCUUGGCACCUUCAGUGGGUCCAGAGGAGCCCCUGCCACAGCAGGAGUCCUCAUCCUUCACAGCACCCUCCGCUCAGCCCACUCGAGGGUUCUCAGGCUCUGCUGAGCCCUGCAGUCCCAAAGGCAGAGGAGAUGGCAACCAGCUGUGGUACCAGGAUGUCUCAUUGUCCUUCCCACCAGGCUCCACAUCUGUUGCUCCCAGUGUGGAACACCAGCAUGCUCCUGCCUACCGCAGCCCAGCUGGUCACUUUGUGGCCCACGGUCAGAACCACAGGCCUGCCAGCAGCAGCGGGAACCCUGAGCCAGGUUCCUCGCGCCUGGCCUCGCAAGGGAUAGUGGCUUCCAAUGCACCUCAGAUGCUUUUCCGAGAGGCUGUGAGCGGGCCACAGUCAGACUCUGGGCACCUGGAUGGCUCCAGCACAGCAAAGGUGAAGCUGCCCUGCCAGACCCUCCUUCCACAGCCAGAGCAAGGGCCAUCGGCAGCUGAGCUGAAGCUGGAGGCAUUGACCCAGCGCUUGGAGCAGGAGAUGGAUGCUCGGCCAAAGGCCGAUUACUUUGGUACCUGCGUGAAGUGCAGCAAGGGCGUGUAUGGAGCAAACCAGGCUUGCCAGGCCAUGGGUAGCCUCUACCAUGACAGCUGUUUCACCUGUGGAGCCUGCAGUCGAAAGUUGAGAGGAAAAGCCUUUUAUUUUGUCAAUGGAAAGGUGUUUUGUGAAGAAGACUUCCUGUAUUCUGGUUUCCAGCAGUCUGCUGACAGGUGUUUCAUUUGUGGUCAUUUGAUAAUGGACAUGAUCCUGCAGGCUCUAGGGAAAUCAUAUCAUCCAGGCUGCUUCCGAUGUGUCAUCUGCAACGAGUGUCUGGAUGGUGUGCCAUUCACUGUAGACUCUGAGAACAAAAUCUACUGUGUCAGAGAUUACCACAAAGUUUUAGCUCCAAAGUGUGCAGCGUGUGGACUUCCCAUUCUGCCCUCUGAGGGGUCUGAUGAGACCAUUCGGGUUGUGUCAAUGGACAAGGAUUACCAUGUGGAAUGUUAUCAUUGCGAGGACUGUGGGAUGGAACUGAAUGACGAAGAUGGACAUCGCUGUUACCCACUGGAUGAACAUUUGCUUUGUCACUCCUGUCACCUGAAACACAUAGAGAAUGGCACAACCCCAGCAGCUGCCUACCAGCACCACUACUAG